AUGUCGGCUGUGCGCAAUAUCGCUGAGCCUCUCGAACACCAGAAGCAACUCAGGCAGCCAGACAUCUCCCUCAAAGAGCGAAACACCAUCAAUGACACAAAAGACACAGGUGUCCACUGGAAGCUGUUCAACAAGUUUGCAAAAAGUAUCGCAAAGUUAGCCGCAAGCACAAACAUCGGAGCCGCACCAGCUGAGCCUGGCACUCCACGGAAAAGGAACAUCUCUAAUAGCACCGGAACUGCCGCCAUCCUGGGCAGUGUUGAGGCUCUGAGAGCCAUGCGGGUGUACGUUGAAUUUGUCGACAGCGAAUUGAUGCCGCUUUAUCGCCAAUACGAGGUUACAAACAGCCAAGGUACAACCCACAUAGUCAGAUUCGACGACCUGUGGUGCCUCUUUCGCCCCGGAGAGCUACUUUUCAAUCCGAAUGCGCCGGACCCUACGAAUGGAAAGUCAAGGGAGAGGUCUUUCAGAAGCAGGAAUAUCCAAUCGCUUGAUAUUUAUCCCAUUCGAUUUGCCCAUGAUCACCUCCGAAUAUUGCAGGAAGUAUAUGACCAAGGGAAGAUGUUCCAAGAUUUUGUCACAGAGAAACAUCUGUCUUACAAAGGCUGGACCAUCGGGGACUACGACCACCUGGAAUAUAUCGACAGUGAUGUGAUCGUGGAUUUUGUCGAGGCAUUGAAGGCCCACCCGCGUUGGGCCGCUGCUCCACAUAUACCGGCUCUGCACGACACGGAAGAAUCCUUCCCUUUGGUAUCAGAUGAGGUCCCAGGAACAAUUUACCCGGGCGCAUUUGUCGACACAAUAGAGCGGAAGUCCAACCUCCAAAACGACAAAUUCCUCAAGAACCAAAGUGAAAGACGCAGAAAGCUCGGCGAGAUUCCAAUUCGAAAACUCGAAGAACAAGAUUUUGUUGCAGUGGACAUUCACAAGCUGAAGUUUGUCGCAGAUCGAGGCGAACAAUUGAAGAACAUCUUCAUUGCCAAGGAGCAUAAGAAAAUGAUCAACGCGUCAAGACAUUAUCCAGAACAAGGGGAGAGGGCUUGUGAUCCUAUUGCAUGGUGUCCCGGGGGUUGGGAAAAGCUCUACUGCGGAGGCAUUCGCACAUGCGAAAAAAAGGCCACUGUUUACUAUCACUUGUGGGGACCUUGGAUUCUCUCCGUCGGAUUUGGAAACCUCUCUCAAGGAAAUUUUAUGACUGGCUCAUUGGUGGGAUUGUGUCUUGUUGAUGGACGAAGCGAUGUUUUCUUGUCGCAAAGGUCGACCUGGGAUUUGAAGCGAAACGCACUGGUGUCAGGUGGGCUUUUCAAGUCCACAGACGACAAGCAUCGGCCUAAAGAUAACCAAAAAAGAGUUUCUACGCAUCCUCGAGUGCUACAAUGGAGUUCUUUUUUGACUACCAAUAGAGUUGGAAGGUUUGACGAGACCUUUAAAUCCCGGAUCCACGUCAUUCUUUACUAUCCACCGCUGAGCAGGAAGCAGACCGAAGGUAUUUGGAGAAUCAACAUAAGGAAGCUGACUCAAAUUGAGAACGAACGCCAAAAAGCACUUCAUAGUGGUGGAAGGUCGGACGGCGUCGUCUUAUUGCCUCUGAAAGUGGAUGAAGAGGAAGUCUUGGAUUUUGCAUUUAGCCAUUGGCCAAAGCAUCAGCACGGAAAAGGGAGAUGUAACGACGGACAUAUUCGCAAUGCUUUCCAGAUUGCUGCGGCGCUGGCGCGCUUUGAAAUGCGCACCGCUGCCAAAAAGCGCGAGAAAGAGGCAGUGCCUGAUGCUGUCGUCGAAUCUUUACAAGGCGAGCUCAAGGCAAGGCACUUCAAAACAGUCGCAGAAACAAGCCAUCAUUUUGAACUGUACAUGCAUGAGACAAUGGGAAAGACUGAUGCCGAGCUUGCACUGGAACAAGGGAGUCGAGCUGACCAUGUGAAACGCAUGAUGACCGAGGAGCCGGUGAUCAAGGAGUAUCGCGGCGUUGAUGAUUACGAAGCUCUGUCAGGCCCCGAAAGCUCUUCCCAACAAACUCUACAGCUCUCAAGGCCUUCAAACGUACCGAGAUGGGGUUCUAGAAACUUUUCGGACUCACGAUCAACCUCUAUGCAGCCGACUCAGAGGUCAUCUGGCUCCUCUGGCUUUCAAAACGCACGGCCUAUUAUAGCCAGACCUGAUUCGUUGGACAUCUUCUCGUCAUUCCUUCAUCCCGAUAAACUUGUGAAUUUUCAAAGCUCGGAAAAGACUGCGGAAAUUACAUCGGGUCAUCGUUAUCCUGCAGCGCUCCGAGCUGGGUGGCCAUCUAGUCCAGACCCCAGCAUUAGGCCCCGGAGAAAAACACUGCCACCUAUCGGUGGGGCCUGGUCUGGAGUUAAGUCAGAUUAUAAGUAA
Molecule: messenger RNA, 2373 nt
Organism: Penicillium argentinense
Lineage: Eukaryota; Fungi; Ascomycota; Eurotiomycetes; Eurotiales; Aspergillaceae
Exons: 5
Coding region: 1-2373 (790 amino acids)
Source: RefSeq, a predicted model, not a curated record